Molecule: messenger RNA, 1113 nt
Organism: Podarcis muralis (Common wall lizard)
Lineage: Eukaryota; Metazoa; Chordata; Lepidosauria; Squamata; Lacertidae
Gene: FAM177B
Product: family with sequence similarity 177 member B
Source: RefSeq, a predicted model, not a curated record
UCAACAAAGGUGUGGCGUUGAUUCUGGCUGGUUAGCUGCUGGGAAAGAGCAAAUACCACUGUGACUUUUAACCUUGUUAAACAUUUUGAGGGAGGGAGGGCAUCAAAAAGGAGGUGCUGAAAAUGGAUCCCUAAAACUAGAUUUGGAACAAAGAAAUUGCAGAUUUGGCAGCCUCCUAAACUAUUAUUUUUGCAGGUACUUGUUGUUCCUCUUGGCUCGCCAACUCUCUGUUGCAAUCAUUUAGAUCUGCAUGGCAGAAAAAGGAGGAAAAAAGCCCAGCCCACAAUUCAAAUACAGCCAGCCCCUUUUAUGAGCGCAAUUCCCUCCUGAAGCAGUUCUGCUUUCCCUGGCUGGUGUCUUCAGUUAUGAGCUGGUAAUGUUCCCAAAAGAGGAGGAGGCCCAGUUAUGUUUUCUUGUUUUCCUCCCAACUUCUUCAGCGUUUUAGUCAGAUUCUCAUUUCUGUGAUGGAAGGGAGCCAAGGGAUUCUGAAGAAUGAAGAAAAUGGUGGCAAACAGCCAGGAGAUGAAGGUUCAAAGGGGGGGAAACCUCCAAGGAGGAUUAUUCAUUUUACAAGUGGUGAAACAAUGGAAGAAUACAGCACAGAGGAAGAAGAUAUGGAGGAAAGCGACCACAAUCCACUUCCUGACACUGUUGGCCUCUCCUGGGCUAGUUACCUGCGAUUUUGGGUUCUUCGAAUAGCAGCAACAACUUUUUUUACUUGCGAAUUUCUUGGUGGGAAGUUCGCCGCGCUGUUUGGACUCAAUGAAUCCAAAUAUCAAUAUGCAAUAGACGAAUACUAUAGGACACAGAACAAGGAAAGUGAAAGUGAUGAAGAUGGAGAAGAGAUGCAGGAGAUGGAGGGGACUGUUGCAUCAAAUGAAAAAGAACACCUGGAGAGGCAGAGCUUUGGAUAUGGGUCCAUUGAUUCUAAAGAGACACCUGCAUAUUCUCUGGAAAACACUGUUGCAGUGGUCAAUGAACUCGAAGAAGGUAGCCUCCCCAGUCCAAAAUGAACUUUAGCCACUGUCAAGUUUGUAAAUAAGCACUUGAUGCACAUCUAAAUAUGGAAUGCUUUGAAUAAAAAAAACACACAGCUUUGCCUUGUUACUGGAA